Molecule: messenger RNA, 1674 nt
Organism: Trifolium pratense (red clover)
Lineage: Eukaryota; Viridiplantae; Streptophyta; Magnoliopsida; Fabales; Fabaceae
Product: protein EXPRESSION OF TERPENOIDS 1-like
Exons: 2
Coding region: 791-1420 (209 amino acids)
Biological process (GO): positive regulation of DNA-templated transcription
Cellular component (GO): nucleus
Molecular function (GO): DNA binding; DNA-binding transcription factor activity
Source: RefSeq, a predicted model, not a curated record
ACAUGAUAUGAUAAUUAAUAAUCACUCACUCUCUCUCUCUCUGUGUUAACUAAGAAACCAAAACCAAACAAACCACCAUUGCAAAAAAGCUGAAUAAUUCCUCUACAGUACUUUUACUACAGUACAGUAGAAAUAUAAAACAAGGGGGGUGUACAGUAGAGUAGAUGGGUGCAGUUACCAUUGACGGCGUUGCAGAGAAACUCAUUCCGUGCCAUCAUUAUUAAUUUCUGCUUUCUUUUAUUUUUCUUCUUCUUUUGGUUAAGAAAUAGUUUUUCUUUAAAAGCUGCAAAAACUACUCCACAAGAUCAUACUAUAUACUUGAGAGACACUUCCACUCACUCAUCACACACCACAAAAGUCACAAACACCUACACUAGUGUUACAUAACAUUGUUUUUUUUUUUUGACUAAUAGUGUUACUUAACAUUAUUAAGCAACAAAGUAAAGCUAAUAUAUAUGUCUUAAUUAAUUACCGAUCCAUUAUAUAUAGCUUAUUAGCUUUCAUAGAUUUUUUAGUUAUAGUUCUACUAUGGAUAUUUAUAAAUAAUAUAUUAAUAUUUUUAAUAAUUCAGUUUAUAGAUGAUAAAUUAGAUGAUAUGAUUUUGUAGUAGUAGUAGUAUUAGAGAGAUCUAUAAGAUAUGGGCAAAACCAAAACCACAACAAAGGUUGAACAGUUAUUAGAACAGUACUACUACUACUGCAUUUGGAGUGGGGUCAUAUAGUAGUGGAAGAAACUGUUUGUUGAAUUUGAGAUCAGUUUGAGUAGUGUAGAAGAAGAUUUGGUGAUAUUUAUGAUUAUGAUGAUGAGGCGUAGUGGAGGAAUGAAUUGUCAGGAUUGUGGGAAUCAAGCAAAAAAAGACUGUACACAUCUAAGAUGUAGAACUUGUUGUAAGAGUCGAGGGUUUCAUUGUCAAACACAUGUUAAGAGUACUUGGGUUCCAGCAGCUAAACGCCGUGAAAGACAACAACAACAUCAACAUCUCUCUAUGUUACAACAACAACAACACUUUCAUCGUCCUAAACGACACUCACUCAAUCAACAAGGGUUUGAGUUGGGACAAUUCCCACCUGAGGUGAGUUCUCCAGGAGUAACGUUUCGGUGUGUGAGAGUGAGUUCAUUGGACGGUCCAGAUCAUGAUCAAUGUGCAUAUCAAACGGCUGUGAACAUAGGAGGACAUGUUUUCAAAGGAAUUCUCUAUGAUCAAGGUCCUCCAAGUCUUUACACUAGUACUGCACCUAUUCAUGAGGGUUCUUCUGGUGGAGGAGGUCAUCAUCAACCUCAACAACUUGAUUUCUUAACUGCUGCAACAACAGCUACAACCACCGGUAUCUCGUUCGACCCUUCACUUUACUCCGCUCCACUAAAUGCUUUCAUGGCAGCAGCUGGUACACAAUUUUUCCACCCCCAACAUCCUAAUUGAUACAUGCCCCUCUACCUAUAUAUUUGAAUCAUAUUUAAAGUUGGAAUUGGAACCCUGUCUCUUUUUAUUUAUUUAACUAUAAGGGACUCUUGUUAGGACUAAUUAGGUUUAGUAAAUCUGGUUGUAAACAUAAGCUGAUGUAUCUAGAAGGAAACGUUGUUAAGAAUUUUAAAAAAUUAUUAUGAUUUAUGACAAUGGUCCUGGUGGUGGUGGUGCAUGAAAUUAAUGGGGACAAGGAUGUAAUUUAGUUUUAA